Cuculus canorus (common cuckoo) is the source of this 6002-nucleotide messenger RNA. RefSeq names its product interleukin 21 receptor (gene IL21R). Gene Ontology annotation, molecular function: protein binding; cytokine receptor activity. The transcript is spliced from 9 exons. Lineage: Eukaryota; Metazoa; Chordata; Aves; Cuculiformes; Cuculidae. Gene Ontology annotation, biological process: cytokine-mediated signaling pathway; immunoglobulin mediated immune response. The record is from RefSeq and is a predicted model, not a curated record. Gene Ontology annotation, cellular component: external side of plasma membrane. Bases 3495 to 5273 code for a protein of 592 amino acids.
UUAAACACAGUGGUACAUACGAUGACAGUGAUGAUGAGGUUAUCUUUAGGUCACUGUAUGAACCCUUCAUUCGCCUUUUGUACAGCAACCUGAGAGAAACGCCUCCAGAUGCCAUCACCAGUGAACCUGACCAGAGGAGAGGUGACCGUGUAUGUUUGGUUGUACCAGGCUUUGACUGCAGCAUUGUCCCAGGUUUAGCCGCUAGUGAUAAUGUUGCACAGACUGGUCAUGGCAGCCUUUGGAUCAUCCACUCUAAUGAGCUAUCUAGGGAUAGCAGAGAUGAAAAUGCCAGCAGUGGCAAACAGCUGUUGCACUUGUUAGAGCUGAACUGUCAAGAUCUGAACAGUGGAGAAAGUACUGUAAAGGGGACUAAACCUGACAGCUGUAGCUACACUGGCAAAGGAAUGCAAGGGAGCAGCAGUAACAGCCUGAAUCCUGAGUUUCACUGCCACACACACAAGCACUUGAGGAAACUUGAAAAUGCAGGGGAAAAUAAAGAGGUGAUGAAGCAUCUGGUAGUCAGGAGGUGUGGCUCAGCAGGUAGCUCGCCAGAGGAGUCACUGGACAGCAUUGGGCUGAACAGAGAAAGUGAAACAGCAGAGCUCCAGGAGCUCCUGGUCUCAGACAAGCUGUUGCCACCUUUUUUUGUGCAAAACUCUUGUCCAUGUGAUUCUUUCACCAUUCACAGUGAGGGUUCCAGACUGGCGUCUGCAGUUAAAGCAAAAUCAGUAGAGCUAUUAAGGGAAAACAUCAGGGAGAAUGAGAAAAGAGCAAAGCUGGUACAAGCCCUCGCUCAGGAGGACAACUGCUACAUGAAGGUGGCCUAGCCAUGCCGGCCAAGACUGAACCAAACCAGCCUUUGGAAAUAAACUGCAUGACAGACUGAAAUGUUACGUAUUCUUCCAGUUGUGCCUGAGGUGAGGGCUUCUGCAGUUCAGACGUGGAUUCAGUGAGUUGUAACGCACCUGCCUUGUACAGGGCCAGCGACUGGUGCGUGCCGCAGCCUGGGAACGGUCGGGGCUGGCGUCUGAUGGUUGCAGCUACAGCUCUGUUGGGGGCCAAACCAGAGCUGAAAUUCUUCUGGCCAUGAUUGUUCUCUACAAGCAAGCAGCAGCUGCCUAAAGGAGUUGUUCUCGGUACAGCUCCUGCGGUUGUUGCUCUGGGUCUGCGUGUUGCUUGGGAAGCACACAAAGUCGAUGUGGAAGUGGGACGGAGGCACGAGGGAAAGGGGAAGUGACUGGCUUGCACUGACAGCUUCCAUGUCCUGGGGAGGAGGGCGGUCCUGCGCCUGGGCUCCGUGUUUCUACACUUCCUCAAUCAAGACCUGAAAUAAAGAUUGCUGUUAUUUGAGCUUAAGCAAUGCUAUUAUUGAUGAUUAGUUUCUUAUUCUGUAGAAGCAAGCAGAGAUAUUUAAUUCUUCUACAGCUGUAAAUGGAAUCAGACGUUUCUAAGUAGUGUUUUCCCAGAAAGUUUAUCCAGUUUACAGUCAGGUUCUCUAAAAUGAUGGACCAUUAUUUUUGCUUCUUGUUCUUAUCUGGUCAGAAUGCCAGCAGCUUUAAGGCAAAAUAUACUUCUUGUUGGAUAAUUGUUCCAAAAGUUUUACUCACAUCUAUGAACUUUUCUAAGGCAUUAUCAUAUAUUUUGGUACGGUAAAUUCCACACUAGUACACUGUCAGUGGCACAAAAUAGUUAAGAACCAUUAAGUAAUUUUAUGUGUAUCAAAUUCUACAUGUGUAUUCUCGUUAUUUAGAAAACUAUUUGUAUUGCCGUUCCUAAGGAAGGAAAUCAUAAUGCUAAGCACAGAAACUGGUUUAACGUGUUUUGUAAGUAAGAUUUUCGUGCUGCAGAUCUCUUCAAAGUUCAGGUUGGCCAAGUAGUAGAACUUUCUAUGCAACAGUUUUGCAGCAGUAAAAAGGCCUGGAAGGAAACUCGCAGUGAACGGUCUGUAUUUGUGAUGGUCAAUAUUUGUGUAGACACUGGUUUGUAGCUCACUUUCACUAAAUUGUGGUUAGUGAAAGAUCUGCUGCUUGUAGCUGAGGUGCUGAUGGACAUCCUAUUUACUUGGUUUUACUGAAAAUAUUGGGUUGAAUUUUGUUUUCACUGAGGUGUGGUUUAGCUCUAUCAGAAAUGCUCUUUCUGUACAUGAGGGUGGUCUCUGCUGUAGUUAACAUCAGCACGAGUUGUGUGGAGGAGGAGGGCUGUGAGGCAGAAGUGGCUCUCCGUGACCCACCAGCGAAACCUAUGCUGAAAUGGUGGGACAGGAAGGUGUGCAAAGGCCAUGGUCUGCCUUGUGAGUCAGACCCAAAUCCAAGCAAAGUCAAAUUUAAGCAAAAUCCUAUGGCUGGUUGUUGCAUCUCCCUGGAGCGGAUUCCUCCCUGGUUACUAUAGUGGCGCAGGACUGCUAAGGGAGGUGCAAGAACACCAGUGACACCUUCUUCCCCAUCUGCUCCCGUGCUUUCUCCUGUGCUCUUGUGAGUCCUUCUGGAAGGCUCACGCUUGGCUGGCAGAGCCAGGAGUGGUCUGCUUGGGCCAAGGGUGGAAAGCUGUCUGCUGCAGCACCUCUAUGCUGAGCCUCAGCCUCAUUCUGCCCUUCCCUGGCUUUUUUCCUUCGGCACAGCUAUGCCCUCCUGUCUGCUCAUUUCCAUUGGACUGCUUUCUGUGCAUGGGUGUUCCUUCCCUUCACCCCCUUCAGUACUUCUCUGGUGACAUCCAGCUAACCCUGGAAGACGGAGUCCUCCACCUGUGCCUUUUCAUAAUCCAGACCUGGUGAUAAACUCUGGGGAUGGCUGCAGUAGGAGCCAUGAGCCAUCCUCCACUGCCUCCACUUAUGCUAUCGAGAGCCUUUGUGGAGCUAUAAGCUGCAGAUAGGUUUCAUGUGAGAGCUUUCUGGCCUGAGGUGGUGAUCUGCCCAGACCGUAUAGGAAUCCUGACUUUGGCUGCAUCCUCAUGACAUGUUACUGGGUUGAGCCGCCCCUCCUGGGGACCAGCUUGUGCUCGCGUGGCACUGGCCCUUCCAGGAGGAGAGCUUCGUUCUUGAAGGCUGGGGCCCUCCAAGCACAUUGUUUUUAGCUGGUGGAGGGCUCCUAGCAGGACAGGGAUUUACUGAUGGUAGUAAGUGUACUUAUAAUGUUUUUCAGUUUGUUUUGUAAGACUGCAGUGUCAUUGAAGGCUGGUGCCAAGUUUUAGCCUAGUUAUAAUGCCAUUUAUUACUCUCACCAUCACUCCACCUCCACAUCUUUAUCACCUGGCUGCCUACCAACUGUUAACAACGUGAUUCACUGUGAAUAAAAUGAGUUCCCGAGAAAAGCAGGUGUGUUCCCAGUUCAGGAGAAGCUGGUUCAGAUACACUCCUUUUCCUUUGCAGCUAAUGCCACAGGCUUGCCUUCGUAUUUCUCUUCUUUCUGAACAGUGUUUGCUCCUUGGAAGUCUGUGCCUGUACAGAACAGCUGUUGGCAAAUUCCUAUCAAGCACAAGGACAUCCAGUCAGAACGAAAAUGAGGAUCAAACUAUGGGUCCAGAGUAUUUCCUUCUUCCUUUUCUUCCAAUACACUAAGUGUUGUGAAAACCUCACUUGUUUUGUGGACUACGUAGAGACCCUGUCCUGCAUCCUGAGAAAUGACUUGGGUGCCAGUUUGUAUAACCUCACUGCGACAUGGGUUCAGGAAGAAGAUCCAGAAAAUCCUGUGGCUGCCUGCAGUCUCCUGCAACUGUCCAGGAACACCAGUCACACACAGUAUGCGUGCACAGUGGACAUGACUGAAAUCCUGGCAGAUGUCAAAGUCCAAGUGGAUGUUACAGAGGGAGCUGAUAGGCAGCACGUGAUUUCCAAAGGCUUUUAUAUGGCAGAAAACAUCAAACCACAACCUCCAUUCAAUCUGACCACUGUGUUCUCAGAGGGCUACAAUAUUUCUUGGGAAACCAUCUACCAGAACACUCCUUUCUACUUUUUGAAUGAGGAGCUGGAAUAUCAGCUGCGUUAUAAGAGAAGGACUGACACCUGGGAGACUGAGAAGACUAAAGCUAUCCAUGAAGAUAAACGAACACUGGUGAUCCUGCCAUGGGAACUCCAGGCCAACACUGAAUAUGAGUUCCAAGUGAGAGCCAGGCCCCGAGAAGACACCGUCUACCGUGGAUUUUGGAGUGAAUGGAGUCCUCCACUGACUUUGAAAACCAGCCCUGCUGCAGUGACAGAGACAGCAGGCGUGAGAUGGCUGCUGCUGUCAGGUGUUGUCUUGGCAAUCGCUGCCUCGGUCAUAACCUUUCUGGCCAAACAGCAGAGAUUGUGGAAGAAGAUGGAAGCUUGUAUUCCAGACCCUGCUUCCUUUUUCAAACCUCUUUAUCUGGUGCAUAAUGGAGAUUUCAAGAAGUGGGUUGGUGCAUCCCAUACAAAAGUGACCCUCGAUUUCUUUGAAUGUGGAGUAGUCCUUCCAGAAGUCCUAGAAGUUUAUGCCAUGCAUCCUUCCAAAACCAUCUCACGGGAGGAGCUGCGUGAGCUGAGACAAGAUCUGCCUUGCAAGCCAUGUGUGUCUUGCCUGACUGGCCCAGUGCAGCAUAGCCAGUCUCUGUUGUCUAGCGUGAACAGCAGCAGUGGGACUCAGGACCGGUCAUAUGGACAUUUGUCCAUUGAUACUGUGACUGUGGCUGAUGAAUUCACACCUUAUAACUGUUGGUGCACCUGUAACUGUGUGCAGAGGGAACAUGAGCAUACCAGUGAGGAAGAUCGUGGUGCUGGGGAAGCUGGUUACCCCAAGGUUAAUGUCAAUGAUGAAGACGGAAAGAUAUCCAGUGACUUGCAUCUGGCUGAUCUGAGCACCCAGGACAAAAUACUUGCUUCAGGAUCUGUGUCAACAGACCACCUGAGGAGUUCGAGUGUCCCAGCCCACCAGCAAGUAGAAAGGGCUUUGGAAGGAGGGAUGGGGAGCAUCCUAGAAGCACUUUGCUUGCAGCAGUGGGACUUGGAAAAUCCAGGUUCUCUGCCUUCUCCUGAUGGUGAAAGUGUUUCCUACAGCGAAGCCUCCUGUGACUUCUUCCCUCACAUUGCAAGGCCGGGUGACAGUUACCCUAUGAUCUGCAUAGAUUUGGACACUUUUGACAGUGGUUUUGUGGACUCAGACUGUGGGAGUCCGGUUGACUGUGAAUUUGAGCAAAACAGUCGGACCAACUGUGAGUCUAUUCCUCUUGAGCAGGAGGGAGAGGACUUUCCACGGAGUUACGUCAAGCAGUGGGUCUCCUGUCGCUCUGACAGCCCUGACAAUGGGACACAGACAGACUGAGGACUUGAUGUUGCCUUGCAGAGCAUAGGGCUUUUUCCGUAUGGUGCCACAAAGUGCUAGCAAAAUUCAGAAAAGAAACAAAGUUUACUUUGUGUAAACUCUAUUAUGUACAACUGAAAACUGUUAGAUCUAUAGAAAUUCAUGCCUAUUUCUAUUGCCACUUAACCUGUUAAUUUCUCAAACUUGAGGUGAUUGAUUUCUUCCUUUUUUAAAAAAAAUUCUUAGGUCAAACCUCCUUAUAAUGGCAGAAAAAGCAACUGUACCUUGAAAAUUACCCUUUAGCUUAUGUAGUCGUACAAAUAUUUUUUACACUAUCCUUACAAAGUGUACAGAAAUUUAAAUUAUUUUUCCUGGUAUUCUCAGGUGGCUUGAGUUUGGAUGUACGUGGAAUCUUAGAAGCAUAACCCAUGGCAAGCAUGUUUGUUACAUUAAAGUUCCCCUACCCUUUCCAAACACAGGUGGUUGCACUUUUCCUACUAAUAUUUUUGGAUUCUUAAACCCAGCUGUAAUUGUUUGUUAACCAUGAAGGGUCUCAGCCCUGCCCAUGGGGAAUGAUCAAAACUCAUUCUCAUAUAAUUAUCACAGACCUUUGUGUGUGUCCUAGAGACUAAACACAACUCAGGCUUCAGAAAGACUUUGCCUUCCCAGGUGGAAUCUACAAACAAUAUAAUCCCAAACACAUAUAAUUCCAGACGUUCUUGCUACCAGGGCUUUCUACUGAAUCGGUAU